This is a messenger RNA of Symbiodinium natans, 1518 nucleotides long. The record is from the annotation of a GenBank genome assembly. Lineage: Eukaryota; Dinophyceae; Suessiales; Symbiodiniaceae.
AUGCAGCUGCUUUGUCAGCAUGCUCACAUGCAGGCUCUAACUUGCGCAAGCCUCCACGGGAACUGUAGCCUUGUAACUCUUGCGUGGUUCGAACUCUGCAGCAGUGCAGCUCUCGAAACUCGAAACGGCGAAGGAACUCAGCGCAGCAUGUCGUCCCAGAGGAAGCUCUGCCAAUGCAUUGAGAAAUUUGGCGACAUUGUUUGGGGGCUGUACUGUUUGGAAGUGGCUGCUGCAACAUGUUGUCCCGCAUCCGACCGUGGCUUCACAUUCUUGAACGGCAUGUGUUUCAGCUUAGAAGAAAUAACUGGCAGCCAUGCGCUUCUGCUCUGCUUCGCGGAUCCUGAAGUCUUGCGAGCUGGCGUCUUGAAGGUACUCGACAAUGGAGAGUUUCGGACAUCCACGUCACUCCGAUCAACGGGACACCGUGCUCGUCCCGGACAAAGGAGGUGGCAGAGUUGGAGGAGGAGGACAAAUAGAUGGAGGAGGCGCAUUUGGAGGAGGAGAAGGAGAAGGAAGGGGAUGCGGAGGACGUUGCAGGAGCUGGAGGCCGGAACUCCAAGCGCAUCCGCAGACGAUCUUGAGAGCUGCGAGGAUGCUCCAACUGCAAGCUCGCCUGCUAGCAGCGCUAUAGAGGAAGGAGCUGAGCAGACUGCUGGUGGUACUGUGAUCUUGCAGGAUCUUCUGAAGGUCGGACUUCAGCCGCAUCCCCAGCUCCUGUAUUUCUCCAGUCCUCAAGACCAGGGCCGUGUGGCGCUGGAAUCUGAAGUUUUUUCAAGGCUGGAAGAGUUCACAAAACUGCUGAGAACUCCUGUGAUGCCCAAGUCUAAGAGGUCCGCCCUCCAACAGAUGGCGCAAAGACUUGGAGAAGAGCUUUUCCAGCCUCUACUCCAGCUGCUGCAAGAGUGCCGGUCCAUUGUUGUCUUGGCUUCCGGAAGAUUUGCCACAGCAUCUGUUGGCGCUAUCCUCUGGAAAGAUGCCCCGCUGAUGUUUCAACGGCCCACCACCUACGCAUCAUCACUCUGCGACUACCGACAGUUGGGAGAUGCAGAGCGCUGCGGCGGCGGUGACACCUGCAUCGUCUCAUCGGUUUCGCACAGCUACGAUCCGAGGAGCGGGCUUCCCUGGCUGCCGCUUGCAGCUGUUGAGUCGAGAGUGGUGCGACGGGAGCUUGAAGGUGUUGAGUGCACCGUCAAGUGCCUGGAUGAAGCGACACCAGUUGAAGUUGCAGAGACACUUGAGGAGCUUGAUGAUGAUCACAUUGGAUUGGGAACAACUAUGAGAAGACCUCGACGGGCAGAGGAUGGCAUGCACGGCGGAUCCAUCCAUCGACGCCAGUUCUUUCGACGCCGGUAUGCACCAGUUCGAGGCGCAUUUCAUUUUGCAGGACACGUUGAGCCUGCAGCAGCUGUAGACCCUGAGCUUGAUGCUGUCGGAGAGGUCUGUGCCGUUGCAAAAUCUACUCUCUGCUGUCAACGCAAAUUUGAAGCUUGUCUUCAUUUCUGCAUGUUCCAGCGAUGA